This is a messenger RNA of Pyricularia pennisetigena, 1245 nucleotides long. RefSeq lists its product as uncharacterized. Gene Ontology annotation, molecular function: protein binding. NCBI's taxonomy places the organism in Eukaryota, Fungi, Ascomycota, Sordariomycetes, Magnaporthales, Pyriculariaceae. The transcript has 5 exons. The record is from RefSeq and is a predicted model, not a curated record. Bases 1 to 1245 code for a protein of 414 amino acids.
AUGGGUCUGCGCGAUCUGCUGAAAAAGAAGGAUGGCAUCGAAGCAGAUGGUCCCGGUGCCGACAAAGAAACAGUGAACCAAUUCGGUGCCCAACACCAAGGGCAUCUACAUCAACCAGUGACUUUUAUCAGGUCCGACACCUUUAACCACGAAAUCAUACAGCCGCCCGGCGACCCCGCAGCAGAGCAGGAGGGCGGGGGAGACAAGGACAACAGCAUGCACGGCGGUAGCGGUAACUUUCUUUCGCCCGACGGCUCCAGGCGCCGCAGCUUCUUCUCGUCCGGGUCGUCGCGGUCGCGGGGCUCGUCGGUGUCGUCGGCGCACAGCCCCACGGCCGACGGCGGCCACAAGGACAAGGAAAAAGUGUUUCGGCGGCUCUCGCAACGUUUGCACCUGGCACGAUCCCCGCCCUCGAGCGAAAACGUGCCGCAGAACCUGCCCGAGAUCGUGGUGCGGCCUGAGGACGAGGCGAAUCCGGCACUCGAGUCCAAAUGGGAGGAGCGCGCCACCAUCCUGGCCAUGGAGAACGAACGCGUCCGGAGCCGGCCGCCGUCCCCGCCCGGCGGCGGCGGCGGCGGCAGCAGCAGUGGUGACGUGUCCAGCGGCCUCGCGCAGAUGUCCCUCGGCGACCACGGCGGACCGUCGGGCAGGAAGCGCAGCCCCAGUGCCGUGUCGAGCAAGGCCCUGGACGAGAACAUCCAGGAGGCCAUUCGCCUGCACGAGUUGGGCGAGCUCGAGCAGUCGACCAUGCUCUUCGGCAAACUGGCCGACCCUGAGGGCGACAACAACCCGCUGAGCCAGGUGCUCUACGGGCUGGCCCUGCGGCACGGCUGGGGCUGCCAGCCGGAUCCCGAAGGCGCCGUCCACUAUCUCUCCAAGGCGGCUUCCAACGCCGCGACCGUCGAGACGUUGGCCCUGCAGGCCGGCAUGAAGAAGGGAGGCGCUGCCAAAGGUGAGCUCGUCCUGGCCAUCUUUGAGCUGGCAAACUGCUUCCGGCACGGCUGGGGUGUGCAGAAAGACCCGGUAGCAGCAAAACAGUAUUACGAAACUGCGGCAAACCUCGGAGACACAGAUGCCAUGAACGAGGUGGCUUGGUGCUACCUGGAAGGCUUUGGUUGCAAGAAAGACAAGUUUGCAUCUGCCAAGUAUUAUCGUUUGGCUGAAAAGAGCGGCAGCAAAACGCUGGGCAAUUCCUGGAUCUGGAAAGAAAAGUACGAUCCAGGCAACGACGGAAAGAAGAAAUAA